AUGGACUCUGAAACAUUGUCCACCAACUGGGACAGCACUCGGCUGUCAUCAUCUCCUUUCUUGCGACAAGGAUGGUCCCGACUGUCUCCAUCCUAUGCACCGCCAACAAGCGAUGCGGGUCCCUCACAUCACGCAAAUUGGCGUCACUGUGAAUCUGCAUUAGACGAGUCAGAUCGAUCAUACCGAUCAACUGCCCUGCAUCAAGCUCACGGUCCGCGACCUUUGUCUCGACGAGACAGGCCGGUGAACCCUGUUGCCUAUCGACAAUCACCCCCUGUACCGACCCAGCCUGUUCUUGUCAGAGCGUACUCCGGCAAUGCAGAGGGUGCAUCUCCAAGGUCAUCGACUAUGUCUCCACGCCGACUAUUUCCGUUCACGGGUUCAAAGAGUUCGGCUCCCUCCCGCUCACCGGGCCCGCCUCUCCCCUCAGAUAAGGAUUUCAGUAUCGAAAGUAUACUGCAGGCCAUCGAACCUGAUAUCCGCGGGACCCUUGACUCCAUCGCUGACAUCUGUGGUCGAAGCAAGCUUAGUCUUGCUAAUGAAUAUGGCAGCCACAUCGCCCCUCUUGGGGAGAUCCGAGCACCCCCAAGUGGCCUGGUGCCUGUCGAAGAAGUCAGUAUGAGCGAUGAAGGGCGUGAUGAAACCGUUGUGAUCUUCGACGAUGAUCCCAAUAUCAUGGAUCCUGGUCGCGAUACACAUCCUUUCUCGUUCUAUCGCUAUGUUGAGAACCUCCGACAAGCUGCCUCGGCAUUGGAACGGAAUGGAGACCCUGGUCCAGCAGGAUCAGCACAACCAGCCCCUGCACGGCCUGGAGCGUCGAAUAAUCGUACUGCAGUCUUACAGGACCCGGACUUCAUCAAUCACCCAAAUACUCGAGAAUUCAUCUCAAGGCCAAAGCACUCUGGUCGAGACCUACUAGCUAGGCGCACCACUCUUGAACAUGAGUCUGGAUCCCAAGAUAUUGCGACCCAUGCUGUCGUUUCGGAGGUACAUUUGGAUGCUCGGGCUGAUGAGAGACAUCUGUUUGGGGGCUUCGAUAGCCCUGCUACGACUUCUUCUGCUUUCACUCACCCAAACCAGUGGCAAGCACCCGAUCUUAUAAACUCUCUACUUGGCUGGCUACGCUGGACUGCAAGAAUAGUUGGUCCAGAGAAUCGUCCUGCUUUGCAAUCAGCUGAGAGCCGUUUAAGAGCUAUGCUACAACAGUCGCACGGUGACGAGACUCUUUCCUCGUUGUCUUAA
Messenger RNA from Penicillium longicatenatum, 1242 nucleotides. RefSeq lists its product as uncharacterized. The transcript has a single exon. The coding region runs from base 1 to 1242 and encodes 413 amino acids. Lineage: Eukaryota; Fungi; Ascomycota; Eurotiomycetes; Eurotiales; Aspergillaceae. The record is from RefSeq and is a predicted model, not a curated record.